UUAGAGGCUUUAGUUUGGUUUGAACAGGCGACACCAGUUAACCACACCACAGUACCACACCCAUCUCUGCUCUUUUUCUCCCUGUUUUUCUCUCGAAGCGAGAAACCGAAGGAAAAUCACAUCAGUGAUUUUCCUUUUUGAGAUCCAAUCAUGAGCAAUGAAUAUGAUUAUCUGUUCAAGCUCUUGCUAAUCGGGGACUCUUCUGUUGGAAAGUCGUGUCUGCUUCUCAAAUUUGCUGAUGAUUCCUAUGUGGACAGCUACAUCAGUACCAUUGGUGUGGAUUUUAAAAUUAGAACUGUGGAGCUGGAUGGGAAGACAAUUAAGUUGCAGAUUUGGGAUACUGCAGGACAGGAGCGCUUCCGUACUAUAACUAGCAGUUAUUACCGAGGAGCACAUGGGAUAAUAAUUGUCUAUGAUGUCACUGAGAUGGAGAGCUUCAACAAUGUGAAGCAGUGGUUGAAUGAGAUUGAUAGAUAUGCUAAUGAUAGUGUAUGCAAGCUUCUUGUUGGAAACAAAUGUGACUUAGUUGAGAACAAGGUUGUGGACACUCAAACUGCAAAGGCAUUUGCAGAUGAGCUUGGGAUUCCUUUCUUGGAGACAAGUGCAAAGGAUUCGAUAAAUGUGGAGCAGGCUUUCUUAACCAUGGCUAGCGAGAUUAAGAAAAAAAUGGGUAACCAGCCAAAUGCUAACAAGUCAACAGGAACUAUUGAGAUGAAGGGCCAGCCCAUCCAGCAGAAGAACAACUGUUGUGGUUAGCUGUCAAAACUGUAAUCUCAAGCGUUCUACGAAAUAUGAGACGGUGAAACAUGUUGACUUUAUGAUCUUAGGCAACUUUCAAAAACUGUUGAAUAUUGUGUUUGAAGCUGUAUCUAUGUGAAUAUUUAAUUUCUGUCAUUAUUCCGAGUGCAAUCUGAAAUUUUCUUGAAAAGAUAAAGAAAUUCAGAUGGUUCUGCGUGAAUAUCUUAGAUUUGUAAAUUAGAAAUGGCUCAAGUGUGAAGUUUCAGCGGCA
Molecule: messenger RNA, 1009 nt
Organism: Tripterygium wilfordii
Lineage: Eukaryota; Viridiplantae; Streptophyta; Magnoliopsida; Celastrales; Celastraceae
Product: ras-related protein RABD1
Exons: 8
Coding region: 151-756 (201 amino acids)
Molecular function (GO): GTP binding; GTPase activity
Source: RefSeq, a predicted model, not a curated record